Messenger RNA from Gadus morhua (Atlantic cod), 5485 nucleotides. Its product is annotated as copine-8. The transcript is spliced from 21 exons. Gene Ontology annotation, molecular function: calcium-dependent phospholipid binding. The record is from RefSeq and is a predicted model, not a curated record. The coding region runs from base 188 to 1954 and encodes 588 amino acids. Gene Ontology annotation, biological process: cellular response to calcium ion. Gene Ontology annotation, cellular component: plasma membrane. Lineage: Eukaryota; Metazoa; Chordata; Actinopteri; Gadiformes; Gadidae.
GAGAAAAAAAUACGGUGUGUUUUGGAUGACAUCACAUCUAUCCCAGAUUCCUGCCGCCUGCCCGCUUGGCGUUGCGAGCCGUUCGCGCGCACACACCUUUCUCCCCGCGCCGCUCGAGGAGUAGGAGGUGCGGUCUGAUCGCGCCACGCGCCAGGAGGAGGAGGGCUGGAUAAGAAAACCUUUCGGCAUGAGCAACACUUUCCUCAACAUGGCGUCCAUAGGCGACUUCGACCCGCUCAACGCCGCUAUCCCGGCCACCAAAGUUGAGAUCACCGUGUCCUGCAGAAACCUGCUGGACAGAGACACCUUCUCCAAGUCUGACCCAAUUUGCGUGCUCUACACACAAGGCAUCGGAAACAAGGAGUGGAGAGAGUUCGGGCGGACAGAAGUGAUCGACAACACGCUGAACCCGGACUUCGUUCGCAAGUUCGUUCUGGACUACUUCUUCGAAGAGCGGCAGAAUCUGAGGCUUGAUCUGUAUGAUGUCGACUCAAAUAGCGCAGACCUUUCCAAACACGACUUCCUGGGUCAGGCCUGCUGCACUCUGGGAGAGGUGGUGGGCUCGCUGGGCAGUCGCGUGGAGAAACCCCUGGGGUUUACAGAGGAAGAGGCGUACAGGAUGCCUAAAUCGCUGUUCCUCCCUUGGAAGUCUACCGGAGGCAAGACGGGGAUCCCAGGGAAGAAGUGUGGCACCGUCAUCGUAAAGGCAGAGGAAUUGAGCAACUGCAGGGAGUCAGUUCUGAUGCAGUUCUGCGGGAACAAGCUGGACAAGAAGGAUUUUUUCGGCAAGUCUGAUCCGUUCCUGGUCUUCUAUCGGAGCAACGAAGAUGGAUCGUUCACCAUCUGCCACAAGACGGAGGUGGUGAAGAAUACGCUGAACCCCGUGUGGCAGGCCUUCAAGAUCCCCGUCCGGGCGCUCUGCAACGGAGACCACGACAGGACCGUCAAGAUCGAGGUGUACGACUGGGACCGGGACGGCAGUCAUGACUUCAUCGGGGAAUUCAGCACCAGCUACAGAGAGCUCUCCCGGGGCCAGAGUCAGUUCAACGUCUAUGAGGUGGUGAACCCCAAGAAGAAAGGCAAGAAGAAGAAGUACCUCAACUCUGGAACUGUAACACUGCUGUCAUUCCUGGUGGAUAUCGAGGUCACCUUCUUGGACUACAUCAAAGGAGGGACCCAAAUGAACUUUACCGUCGCUAUCGAUUUCACUGCCUCGAAUGGUAACCCAGCACAGCCCACCUCUCUGCACUACAUGAGCCCGUACCAGCUCAACGCCUACGCCAUGGCCCUGAAGGCGGUGGGCGAGAUCAUCCAGGACUACGACAGCGACAAGAUGUUCCCCGCGCUGGGCUUCGGCGCCAAGCUGCCGCCCGACGGACGCGUCUCCCACGAGUUCGCCCUGAACGGGAACCCCCAGAACCCCUACUGCUCCGGGAUCGAGGGAGUGAUGGAGUCCUACUACCAGAGCCUCAAGUCGGUGCAGCUCUACGGGCCCACCAACUUCUCCCCCGUCAUCAACCACGUGGCCAGGUAUGCAGCGUCAGUAAAAGAUGGCUCCCAGUACUUCAUCCUCCUCAUCAUCACGGACGGUGUCAUCUCAGACAUGGCCCAGACCAAGGAGUCCAUCGUCAACGCUGCUGGUCUCCCCAUGUCCAUCAUCAUAGUGGGGGUGGGGCCGGCAGAGUUUGACGCCAUGGUGGAGCUGGACGGAGACGAAGUGAGGAUAUCAUCCAGAGGAAGAUUUGCUGAGAGAGACAUCGUCCAGUUCGUGCCGUUCCGGGACUACGUCGACCGGACUGGGAACCACAUCCUGUCCAUGGCCCGUCUGGCCAAAGACGUGCUGGCCGAGAUCCCCGACCAGUUCCUGUCCUACAUGCGGACGCGGGGGGUCAAACCCUCACCCGCCCCGCCGCCCUACACUCCCCCAGCCCUGCCCGUGCACACCCAGAUCUGACCCCCCCCCCCCCCCCCGAGGAACCGGGCCACGUGGAUGCGGUUGCCGUGGUGACGAUGACCACAGUGGGGAGGGUCGAAAUAGGAGGCCUCCGAAAUAAUGUACUUCCAUAUAUUCCUCCCCCCUCCCCCCCAUGCGCCAAUCUGGGGGACAACGUGUGUGUGUGUGUGUGUGUGUGUGUGUGUGUGUGUGUGUGUGUGUGUGUGUGUGUGUGUGUGUGUGUGUGUGUGUGUGUGUGUGUGUGUGUGUGUGUGUGUGUGUGGGGGGGGGGGAUAAACCGGGGAGCGUGUGUUAACUUCCACCGUCGGUUGUUUCUGAGAGGAAAACUCCAGACUCAGCAUCGACAGUUCUGGACCCCCCACUUCCUCCCCAGUAACCACGGAAACCGUGGGAACGGAGCUUCUCCAGACAAAGAAUUUAAUCCUGUAAAUAACUGGACGAAUGGGAUCUCUCUCUCUCGCUUUCUCUCUCUUUCUCUCUCUCUCUCUCUCUCUCUCUCUCUCUCUCUCUCUCUCUCUCUCUCUCUCUCUCUCUCUCUCUCUCUCUCUCUCUCUCUCUCUCUCAGCAGUUCAGGUGUUGGUAGCCCUACUGUACUGUACUGUAGUACAUGUAUUUGCAUGGGUGUAGCCUUGGUCAAGUGCAUGCAUAGUGGUCCUGCACUAAAUUUGUCUUUGUGUUUGUCUGUCUAACUCUUGUCUGUCUGUCCAACUGUUGGACUCUGUCUGUCUGACUCUGUCAGUCUGUCUGUUGGUCAGUCCAACUGUCUGUCUGUUGGUCAGUCCAACUGUCUGUCUGUCUGUCUGUACUGUUCUCAGGCAUAGGGGUCAUGACCCUAAUUUUUCUUCCGGAAGAAUUACUACCCUUACCUUUUCUCUCUCUCUCUCUCUCUCUCUCUCUCUCUCUCUCUCUCUCUCUCUCUCUCUCUCUCUCUCUCUCUCUCUCUCUCUCUCUCUCUCUCUCUCUCUCUCUCUCUCUCUCUCUCUCUCUCUCUCUCUCUCUCUCUCUCUCUCUCUCUCUCUCUCUCUCUCUCUCUCUCUCACUCACUCACUCAUCGUUUCUCUCUCGCUCUCUCUCUCUCUCUCUCCAAACUGCCUUGGCAAUAGAUGUCUCUCGCCCAGGGCGUCUCCCUGUUCUGUAGCUGCUCUCAAACAAUGUGUUCGAGGGGGAAUAAAAGCCCAGCAACAAAAAACGCAAAGAAAACCCAUUCUCCCCUUUCUACCGUUUGUACCGUCCCCCAUCCCCCGACGACUUUUAUACACUGGUUUGAUCUGGUUUGCACGAGGGCCAAUCAGUGUGAGGGAACAUCUGUUCAGCCACAGCCAUCGGUAGCUAUUUGCUUUUAUAUCUGUGAAAACAUUUUAUUGUUGUUUGUUUUUUCCGAACUAACGGUAAGAAAGCAGAACUGUCUAAUUAUUAGUCCUCACUGUUUGAUUGGAAGUUGUUCUGCCGUCGUCUUCCACCCAGCGUGGUUGGUGGGGACGUGAGGUAGCUGCUAGCUAGCUGCUAGCAGCUAUGCUAACUGUAGGGGUGCAGGUGACCCGUCUCUACUAGCCUUAGCACCUGUUGGAUAGGAGCAGGGUGUCUUCACUCACUGCCCCCCCCCCCCCCCCCCCCCGUAGCACAAGGCCUGACGUCAGGAGAUGGGGUCCCAGAGGACCCAGCCGGGGCGUUUGGUAAAUAAUGUUUCUCACAAAAAAAAAUCAAAAAGGCCCACUUCGUUGGCUGUCAGUGGGCGUGGCCUGUUCAAUUAAGAUCUGUGGGCGUUGCCUGUUCAAUUAAGAUAUGUUGGGGUGGCCUUUUCAAUUAAGAUAUGUGGCGUGGUUUGUUAAAUUAAGAUAUGUGGGCGUGGCCUGUUAAAUAAAGAUCUGUGGGCGUGGCCUGUCCAAUUAAGUGUUAAUUAUAUUGACCUUUGGCUUUAAUCUUAUUUUUGGCUUUAGUUUACUCCCCCUCCCCCCCCCCCCCAGUGGGGUCCAGGCAUGUGGCGGUAGAACCAAGAACCUUUCAGCUGGACGUCGACCCUGACCCCCACUAGCCUGCCCCUCCUCCCCCCCCCCCUGAACUCGUCCCCCCUCCCAGCUGGUCUGUGUUCGUACAGGAUGUUUGAUUGGCCAGGUGUUUCUUCAAGUGCAGAGGAUUGGAUACUUGGUUAAUCACAAAUACUGGGAUGUCUGUUUACAAACGUGAGGAAUCUUCAACGGACAAUUUGGAGGAAAGGAUUUGUCAAAAAUAUAAAUUUCCAUAAGGAUGUCAUCGUGAUUAAUAUUUGAUUAUCUUCCACUUUAAGGGGCCAAAACUCUUGGCAUUUGUCAAAAAAAAUAUUAGAUUUCAAACAAUGUUAUAAUAUUGCUUCAUCGUUCUCCUCUUUGUAAAACUGGUCAUUAAGUUGAAACUGUAACAAGCACCGCCCUCAUUGAAACUUGUUUUUUCCCAUCUGCGCUGUAAUGGGCUGCCUCUUGAUUGGAGAACCCUUCGUUAUCCUCUGUUGAUAUAUGAAGACCCAAGAUGAGCUCAAAACGACAUUCCCACAGCUAGAGCAUUGUAGACACUUUUUACGGCAUUGUAUUCAUUACAUUGUGAUAAUAAUGAAAAGUAUUUUACAGUUUUUAUUAUUUAAUGUAUUUUAUUUUGUUUUCAAAAAGGUGUCAAUGAAAAAACUAUAGGUGCCAAUACUGGGACCAAAACGUGUCGAACACACUAGUGAGUUAAUGAGCUAGUUUCGAAGGAGAUAUCUAACAGGUAACAGUCUUUCUCAUGAAGACAUGAGAGCCAACACAUCUCUUCCCAUGCUUAUUUGAUGAAUUCAUCGAUCACUUAAUUCUCUAUUCACAAGAUUGUCUUUAAUAUAAGGUUUAGGGUGUGUGUGUAUUUUCUACAUGUGUGUCUGUGAUAUGUAGCACUUUGUGUGCGUACAUGUGAGUGUGUACAUGUGGGUAUGUACAUGUGUAUGCAUCUGCGUGUGAGUGUAUAUGUGUGUGUGCAUGUGAGUGUGUGUGAGUGUGCAUGCGUGCAUGUGUUUGUGUGUGCGCGAGGGCCUUUUCUACGAGUGUUUAAUCGGACCGUGUGCAUUUAUCGGACACACAUGCGAUCUAUGUUUACUGAGGCGAUCGGAAUCCUAUAUUGUACGCGCAUCAUAACUUUUCUAGCGUGCACUCUGUUUGCAUGUAACUUUUACAUGGGAUGCGCACGUUUGGCUUGUGUUUUGAAGUAUCUACAAAUGAUCUGUACAAAAUGGCCUUAAAUCUUUCACGGAGUUUCUUUGAAUUGUGGGAUGCCUUCUUCUGAUUAAUGGAUUGUUCGAGGAUUUAAAUCGGGAAUCUAUUUUGUGUCUGUGUUUUUAUUGCUUUGGAGUGUUCUUUUUUAUUUGCACAACACAUUUAUUGACAGAAAACUAUCUUGUACUUUUUGAUGGCGUGGUUCAUCGGAAAACGCAUGACUAAUGUAUACUGAUUGUCUGUUAAUCCGUAUAUAAUAGAUGACUAUUUCUGUAUUAAAUUAUACAUUUUUUCAAUAAAUAUUCUUACUAAACACAAA